AUGAACAUACCUCGGAAGCCCCUCAAAGGCGUCUCAAACACUUCGCUGACGCUGCCGAGAUAUGCAGCGACUAUAGACAGUGAACCUCCUCGUCAGUCCAAAACUCCAACCUCGAAUUCAAACUCCAAGGCUGUCGACGACUCUGCAACCGAGACUACUAGUCUCACCUCGGCCUUGGCCAAAAUCGAUACUAUCAAGAUUAACGAAAAUAGUUACAGCUGGACAUGGGAGAUACUGGCCGUCGUUGUCAGCAUCGCAGCCUUGAUCACAGUCACUGUCCUGCUAUCGGUCUACGAUGGAAAGCCACAAGCAACAUGA
This is a messenger RNA of Colletotrichum costaricense, 318 nucleotides long. RefSeq lists its product as uncharacterized. Bases 1 to 318 code for a protein of 105 amino acids. The record is from RefSeq and is a predicted model, not a curated record. NCBI's taxonomy places the organism in Eukaryota, Fungi, Ascomycota, Sordariomycetes, Glomerellales, Glomerellaceae. The transcript has a single exon.